This is a messenger RNA of Microsporum canis CBS 113480, 747 nucleotides long. RefSeq names its product GDSL Lipase/Acylhydrolase family protein. The record is from RefSeq and is a predicted model, not a curated record. Bases 1 to 747 code for a protein of 248 amino acids. NCBI's taxonomy places the organism in Eukaryota, Fungi, Ascomycota, Eurotiomycetes, Onygenales, Arthrodermataceae. The transcript has 5 exons.
AUGACUACAGAGAUGUCCUUUGCCCAAGGCUACGUCCAGGCGAAUUCAUACAUUCCCUACGACCAAAUCCUUCUCUUUGGAGACUCGAUAACCCAGUUCUCGGAAUAUCAGGGCCGUGGGUUUGCUUUUUCGCCACAGCUACAAGACGACUAUGUUCGAAAACUAGAUGUCCUCAACCGUGGAUUCAGCGGAUACACAUCCUCGCAGGGCUUGAAUGUGCUGCCUCAGUUCUUCCCGCCGCCUUAUGUCGCCAAAGUUCGCAUGAUGCAUGUACCCCUGGAUAAAUAUCGAGAGAACCUGAAGGCCAUCAUCCAGCACCCCGUAGUUCGCAGAGGAGGCACCAAGGUCGUCCUCCUUACUCCACCACCAGUCAACGAGUAUCAGCUCACAGCGUUCGACCUUUCAAAGGGAGUCACCCCCUUAUCACGCUCAGCCAACAAUACCAAGCUGUACGCCGAUGCCUGUCGUGAGGUCGGCCAGUCUCUAAAUGUUGCUAUUGCCGAUAUCUGGUCUGCAUUUAUGAAAGAGGCCGGCUGGGUUGACGGCCAGCCAAUUGCAGGGUCAAAGAACGUCCCUGAGAAUUCAAAGCUGGCCUCCCUGCUAGUCGAUGGCCUCCAUUUCACCGGCGAUGGAUACAAAGUCAUGUACAACGAAGUUCUCAGGGCCAUCCGGGAAUCCUACCCCGAUGAAGCCCCUGAGAAACAACCUGUCCAUUUCCCGCCGUAUCAAUUAGCCGAAGACGCAUAG